This is a messenger RNA of Sciurus carolinensis (gray squirrel), 8064 nucleotides long. RefSeq names its product carboxypeptidase D (gene Cpd). Gene Ontology annotation, biological process: proteolysis. Gene Ontology annotation, molecular function: zinc ion binding; metallocarboxypeptidase activity. The record is from RefSeq and is a predicted model, not a curated record. The transcript has 21 exons. Lineage: Eukaryota; Metazoa; Chordata; Mammalia; Rodentia; Sciuridae. Bases 56 to 4186 code for a protein of 1376 amino acids.
CGCCCGGAGAGCGGAGCCGCGGGAGCGGAGCCGGGGUUAGCGGCGCUGCUGGAAGAUGGCGAGCGGCUGGGAAGCGCGGCCACCCUGGCGGCUCGGGCGCCUCCAUCUGCCGCUGUGCCUGCUGCUGCUGUUGCUGAUGAGGAGCCCAGCCCGGGGGGCACACAUCAAGAAGGCGGAGGCGACGACGACGACGAGUGCGGGCGCCGAGGCUGCCGAGGGCCAGUUCGACCACUACUACCACGAAGAGGAGCUGGGCAAGGCGCUGAAGGAGGCAGCGGCCGCGGGUCCCCCGGGUCUGGCUCGCCUCUUCAGCAUUGGCCGCUCAGUGGAGGGCCGGCCGCUGUGGGUGCUGCGCCUCACCGCUGGCCUGGGGCCGCUGUUCGCGGACGACGACGCGGGGCCGGACGCUGCGGGGCCGCUCCUGCCCGGCCGGCCGCAGGUGAAGCUGGUGGGCAACAUGCAUGGCGACGAGACCGUGUCGCGGCAGGUGCUGGUCUACCUGGCCCGCGAGCUGGCGUCCGGCUACCGGCGCGGAGAUCCGCGUCUCGUCCGUCUGCUCAACACCACCGACGUGUAUGUGCUACCCAGCCUCAACCCCGAUGGUUUCGAGCGCGCCCGCGAGGGUGACUGCGGCCUCAGCGAGGGCGGCCCGCGGGGGGUCAGCGGCCGAGACAACAGCCGUGGCCGUGACCUCAACCGCAGCUUCCCGGACCAGUUUAGUACCGGCGAGCCCCCAGCCCUGGACGAAGUGCCAGAGGUCCGCGCCCUCAUAGACUGGAUCCGCAGAAACAAGUUCGUGCUUUCUGGAAAUCUGCAUGGUGGCUCAGUGGUAGCAAGCUAUCCUUUUGAUGAUUCUCCAGAGCACAAAGCAACUGGAAUCUAUAGCAAAACCUCAGAUGAUGAAGUCUUUAAAUACUUGGCAAAAGCUUAUGCUUCAAAUCACCCCAUAAUGAAAACUGGUGAGCCUCAUUGUCCAGGAGAUGAAGAUGAGACUUUCAAAGAUGGAAUCACAAAUGGUGCACACUGGUAUGAUGUGGAAGGUGGUAUGCAGGAUUACAAUUACGUAUGGGCCAACUGUUUUGAGAUUACAUUAGAACUGUCUUGUUGCAAAUAUCCACCUGCUUCACAGCUUCGACAGGAAUGGGAGAACAAUCGUGAGUCUUUGAUCACAUUGAUUGAAAAGGUUCACAUUGGAAUAAAAGGAUUUGUCAAAGAUUCAGUAACAGGAUCUGGGUUAGAGAAUGCAACCAUCUCAGUGGCUGGUAUUAAUCAUAAUAUCACAGCAGGGAGAUUUGGUGAUUUUCACAGAUUACUCGUUCCUGGAACUUAUAAUCUUACAGUAGUUUCACCUGGAUAUAUGCCAUUGACUAUUAAUAACAUAAUAGUGAAAGAAGGACCAGCUACAGAGGUGGAUUUUCCUCUUCAGCCAACUGCUGUGGUUGCAUUAAUUCCUGACACGACUGAGGCUAUAGCAACUCCUAGCUCUGUUGCUAUCCUUAAUGUUCCUCAGGGAACAUCAUCUUCUCACCAGCCAAUUCAACCCAAAGAUUUUCACCACCACCAUUUCCCUGAUAUGGAAAUCUUCUUGAGAAGAUUUGCCAAUGAAUAUCCUAAUAUUACUCGUCUUUAUUCACUGGGAAAAUCGGUAGAGUCAAGAGAACUCUAUGUGAUGGAGAUAUCUGAUAACCCAGGUGUCCAUGAACCAGGUGAACCAGAAUUUAAGUACAUUGGAAAUAUGCAUGGAAAUGAAGUAGUUGGGAGAGAACUGCUUUUGAACCUCAUCGAAUACCUUUGUAAGAACUUUGGAACAGACCCUGAAGUAACAGAUCUGGUUCGUAAUACUAGAAUUCACCUUAUGCCAUCCAUGAAUCCUGAUGGGUAUGAAAAGUCUCAGGAAGGAGAUUCAAUAAGUGCAAUUGGCAGAAACAACAGCAACAACUUUGACCUGAACCGAAAUUUCCCAGACCAGUUUGUUCAGAUCACAGAUCCUACCCAACCAGAAACUAUUGCUGUAAUGAGCUGGAUGAAGGCCUAUCCAUUUGUCCUGUCUGCAAACCUGCACGGAGGCUCUUUGGUGGUUAACUACCCUUUUGAUGAUGAUGAACAAGGGCUUGCCAUUUAUAGUAAAUCACCAGACGAUGCUGUGUUUCAACAAAUAGCCCUUUCUUAUUCCAAGGAAAAUUCCCAGAUGUUUCAAGGUAGACCUUGCAAGAAUAUGUACCCUAAUGAAUAUUUUCCUCAUGGAAUAACAAAUGGAGCUAACUGGUAUAAUGUCCCAGGUGGUAUGCAGGACUGGAACUAUUUACAAACAAAUUGCUUUGAAGUAACUAUCGAACUAGGUUGUGUGAAAUACCCAUUUGAGAAAGAUCUGCCAAGGUUUUGGGAACAGAAUCGAAGAUCUCUAAUCCAGUUUAUGAAGCAGGUUCAUCAAGGUGUUAAAGGAUUUGUCCUUGAUGCCACUGAUGGCAGGGGUAUAUUAAAUGCCACCAUUAGUGUUGCUGAAAUUAAUCACCCAGUGACUACUUACAAAAAUGGCGAUUACUGGCGUCUCUUGGUUCCAGGAACUUAUAAAAUCACAGCAUCUGCUCGAGGGUAUAACCCAGUUACUCAGAACGUGACUGUCAAGAGCGAAGGUGCUAUUCAGGUCAACUUCACACUUGUUCGAUCCUCAACAGAUGGCAACAAGGAAUCAAAGAAAGGAAGGGGGGAUAGCACCAACACUGAAGAUGCAAGUGACCCAACUACUAAAGAGUUUGAAGCUUUAAUUAAAGACCUUUCAGCUGAGAAUGGCUUGGAAGGCAUUAUGUUAAGCUCCUCCUCAAAUCUGGCUCUUUAUCGAUACCAUUCAUAUAAAGACUUAUCAGAAUUUUUGAGAGGACUUGUAAUGAACUAUCCACAUAUUACGAAUCUUACCACUUUGGGACAGAGUGCUGAAUAUCGUCACAUCUGGUCCCUUGAAAUCUCCAAUAAACCCAAUGUAUCUGAACCUGAAGAACCAAAGAUUCGUUUUGUUGCUGGUAUUCAUGGAAAUGCUCCAGUUGGAACUGAACUUCUUUUGGCUCUGGCAGAAUUUCUCUGCCUGAACUACAAAAAGAACCCAGCUGUUACCCAACUGAUUGACAGGACCAGGAUUGUGAUUGUCCCUUCUCUAAAUCCAGAUGGGCGAGAGCGAGCACAAGAAAAAGACUGUACUUCAAAGAUAGGACAAACAAAUGCCCGUGGUAAAGACUUGGAUACAGAUUUCACAAAUAAUGCCUCCCAGCCUGAGACUAAAGCCAUUAUUGAAAAUUUAAUUCAAAAACAAGACUUUAGUCUUUCUGUUGCUUUAGAUGGUGGUUCUGUGCUAGUCACAUACCCAUAUGACAAGCCAGUACAGACAGUGGAGAACAAAGAGACUCUGAAACAUUUGGCAUCUCUUUAUGCAAAUAAUCAUCCAUCAAUGCAUAUGGGUCAGCCCAGUUGCCCAAAUAAGUCAGAUGAGAAUAUUCCAGGAGGAGUGAUGCGUGGAGCAGAAUGGCAUAGUCACCUGGGCAGCAUGAAGGAUUAUAGCGUCACCUACGGCCAUUGCCCAGAAAUCACAGUGUACAUAAGCUGCUGCUACUUUCCUAGUGCAGCACAACUCCCUUCCCUGUGGGUAGAAAAUAAAAGAUCUCUUCUUAGCAUGUUAGUAGAGGUUCACAAGGGAGUUCAUGGAUUUGUUAAAGAUAAGACUGGAAAACCAAUAUCUAAAGCAGUAAUUGUACUCAAUGAAGGAAUAAAAGUACACACAAAAGAGGGAGGUUAUUUCCAUGUACUAUUAGCCCCAGGUGUCCAUAACAUUAAUGCCAUUGCUGAUGGGUACCAGCAACAACAUUCACAGGUCUUUGUGCAUCAUGAUGCAGCUAGUUCUGUGGUAAUAGUCUUUGACACAGAUAACCGGAUAUUUGGUUUGCCAAGGGAGCUUGUGGUAACUGUAUCAGGAGCCACCAUGUCGGCAUUGAUCCUAACAGCCUGCAUUAUUUGGUGCAUAUGCUCAAUCAAGUCCAACAGACACAAGGAUGGCUUUCAUCGGCUCAGGCAGCAUCAUGAUGAGUAUGAAGAUGAGAUUCGCAUGAUGUCCACUGGCUCCAAGAAGUCCCUCCUAAGCCAUGAGUUCCAGGAUGAAACGGACACUGAAGAGGAAACAUUAUAUUCUAGCAAACAUUGAAAAAUACACUUUGCAUAUCUCCCAGCAUAAGUACCAAGCAAAAUUACAGUUCCUCUUGGGAGACACUGCAUUAAGAGGAGAGACUAUCUUGCUUCUUCAAAGAGCUUUGGGAAGUUAACCUGCUAAGUCUGUAUUCUCUGUGAAUUUCUCUGGCAGUUUUGAACUUCCCUUCCUUAAAGUACUCUUAACCUUUUUAAAAAAUCUGAUUUCUAUUUAUGCAGCAGAGAUGGGACAGCCACUUUGUUUUUCUUCUUAAUUUAAGACAAGCUAUUUGGAGCUUACGUAAUAACAGCAUAAAGCCAAUUAGUGGAUGUUGUGUUUUACACAUCGGGUGUUUACUAGUGGCUUUAGCUUUUUUUUUUUUUUUUUUCCUUUAUUUUAAAGGCCAAAAGAAUCCAGAAACAUUAAAGCAGGGACAGCAGUCAGAUUCUGACACAAAGCUUUAAAAACUCGAAGUAUUCUCAACCUAUUGAGGAGUACUCUUCUCUAGUUAUUAGAUAGCUGGAGUUUCUCUUAUUCAGGUUUAAUGGAUUGAAUGAUUUUUAAACAUAUGUAACAUUAGGAAAUGAAUAAGUGGGCUUCCGUAUUUGUUUUCUACAUGUUUCCAGGCUAGAUCAGAAAUGGUAGGCUGUGUUGUAAGCAAGAUUUUACUACCUCUCUUGUAAGGUUUAGCAAAGUUCUAAAUAUCCCCAUUUUAAGGGAGAACUCAUUGACUUUAUUGUGCAAGGUCUCAUUGUCCACUUGAAUGGAGCUGAGAGGGAGAUCUAGCAAAAGAUGAAACUCAUGUUGCCUAUCUUUUAACUUGGUAAAAAUCCACAGGUGCUGCUGCUUUUAUCUGUGAAGCACUAGUUUAUCCUAGGAAUGCCUAAUUCUUUAAUAUUUCCUAAAUUUGAACCUUUUUCUAUGUUGUACACCUAUGGUUUUCAGAUGACCCAGCCAUCUACAAAUCUGAAUUCUAUUGAAAAUAUCUGGUAGUGUGGAAGAGACCUACUUGCACAUUCUUACUCUACAUUUGAACACAAAAUAUCUACACUUCAUGCUCCAGCCCGAGCCUUCACUCGGUAAUAGCAUACUAUCAUUAAAAAUAGCCCAACCAGUCUUGUUCACAUAGUCCUCUGCAAGUGAUGGGGUUCUUUGUCCUAAUGUUUCAUUCGACAGUCUCUUUUUUAUGACCAUCCAAUUUUGUUAAAAGUUCAGUUGAAAGCUUUUAGUUAUGGCUCCCUCCAUUUAAAAAAAAAAAAAAAAUGUAAACUAUGGACUGCCAUGUGGUAAAAUGCUGUGGUGUGAAAGUGACAUCUUCACUGCCAGUCAGGCAAAGACCUGAAAGUUUUGCAUUUUAUUGUGUCUGUCUUAUACAGUGGAAAUGAUGCUUUUUGUAAGUAUGAGUCUUACCAAUGAUUUAAUGGUUUAAUACCUUUGAAUGUUUUAAUGGCCAAGUUGCUGCUGAACUUGUACUAAAUCAGGGGAUCAAAAAACUAGCUCUCAUCUUUUCAAAUUGUGUUUUAUAUCCAUUAAUGUAUCAGUUAUCCCAAAGUCUUCAUGUGGAGUUGUUUACUCCAUUAACCUAGGUCAUUCAACCAGGUUUUGUGAGAAAUACAUCCAAAGUGGCUUUAUAAUAUAGAGAUUUUGCUUUACAGGAAUAAUGAGGUCAUAAUAUUUGUUAAUAAAUGUGGUGAUAAUUUCGAAUGACUUAACGUUAAACCAUUCUGAUGUUAAUCCUGAUAUUAGCAACUCUAAAUUCUGCCACCUCACUGUCGUAUCACCACAUAUACAGAAUAGUUUGUGGAAUGCUAAUAUUAAAUAUAUGUGAUUUAAUUUCUUCUAAUAACACUUUACAUUUCCUUAAAGAUGUGAUGUAUUGCUCUUUUCAGCUUUAUUUUUAAGAGUGCAAAGUCAGAGAACCAACAAAGGGCCUACUAGUGACUGGCCCUGCUUGGGACAUUGCAACUAGAAAUGAAACCAAGUUGAUGCAACAGCCUUUGCUUUAAAAGCAGUGGUCUUCACUAGAGGAUACCUUUACAUUUACUUCUUUCUUGAAUUAAAUGUGUCUUUAACAUACAUCUCAGUGACUAAAGGCCAUGCCUUUUAGCUAUGUGUAAUUUUUUUUAAAGAAAUUAAACCACAAAUAGUUCCUUUAUUACUUUUUCCUGGAAGGAAAACCAAAUUCUGCUCAGUCUUUAUUACUUGCUAAAUAAUGCAUUUAGUUGGAAAACAAGGCCUUCUCAGCCUGUUACCUAUGAACAUGAAUGUACAGGAUCCAUGACUACUAAGACUGUGUUCUCAGCCCUGCUCUGUCUUUUCUUUGUGGAUCUAAUCUAAUAUUAGACCACAUUAACAACUAAAGGCAUUGAAGCCAUAUGGGAUGGGGAAUGCAUUUCUUCAGUGUUUCUCUUAGAGACUUUUCAUUUCCUUGGAGUCAUGUAGGCAAGUAAGUAUCACAGUAUUAAGAAAUGUGCCCAAAUCAGAGUUGUGCCUUUCUUUACUCACAAGGCAUGGUUUUGUCCUGGUGAUCAGUCUGUAAGCCUUCUUCCCUCCCAGCUCCUUAAUAAAAGCAAAGUGAUUGAGUAGGUAAUGUUCAAAGUGUCUGCCUGUAUAAAUGUACUAAUUAUGUGGUUCAAAAAGAUAAGCCCAAGUAAUUUUAGAAAGAAAGACUCUGGUUUUGAUGUAAAUUUGUGGAAACACUUGGGUAAUAAGUGAGAUCCCAUCCAAUCAAGGAAUGCUAGCAAAUCUCAUUGAAGGGAAUUUGCUUUGGAACUUUGUCAUCUUCCAGAAAGGAAACAUUGUAUUUUUGACCCAGUGUGAUUGGUCAAUCUUUAAUAACUUUCAUCUGAAUGGGAUUUGCUAAAUUAGUGAAUAUUGAACUUAAAACUAAUUAUAAGUUGACAAAUAAAGAAAAGGUAGUGCAUAUGUCUGAGCUUACUGUGUUUCUGAGCUCAUACAAGGUUACUCAGUAACCAUGACCUGCUCCUCCAUUUCCAUUUAUUCUCAGCAUUAAAUAGUUUUAUCUUCUUGAUGCCAGAAGACACUUGUGCCAGGUUUUGCCCCUUGUAUUAAAAGCUUCUUGGCUAUGAAUGCUAUGAUAGUGCCCUGUAUUAUGGUACUCUGGUGGAACUGUUUUAAUAGUAGCAACCCAGCAUUUCCCUUAAAUCUUUGCUUUAUUGUUACUACUAAAAAUUCCACUAUGGUUAGUGUUCAGUGGCUUUAACUUUCUGAUAACUCUUUGGGUUUCUGAUUUGUUUUAAUUAAAGCAGAUUGGGGAAUGAUUAGGAUCCUUGAUUAAUGUCAACUGAACUUGGAUUUCUAGUUCAUGAGGAAAUCUAAAUCUCUCCCAACACCCAAUUCUCCUAUUUUGGGCAAUAAUUUCAUUAGAUUCCACUUGACUUUCAUAAUAUUGUCCUGGUUGAUUUCGAUUUGACAGAUUACAUUAUUAAAUUUGAAAGUCAGUUACCAUUUUGAGGCAAUUGGAUAAAAAUUAUGUAAAUAUGUAUGAUUAUGAUUUUUAUAAAUGGCAUAACAUGAGUGUACUAGUUACAUUCUAUGCUGGCCAUGCUGCAGAUUUUCUGGAGGUAAUGGUAUUUUUUUAAUGCUCUUUUCACCUCUCUGUUUUUUUAGAAUGAUGCUCCCCAGGUCCAGAACUAUAUAUAGCUGUUUAUAUGACAUGCCCAAUACCCAUUCAUCUCAAGUGCUACAGUAUGGUUUAUUUCAUGCACUGUGCCUUCAAAAUGAAAUUUUUAAAAGGGACUUUAAAUGAAGUUGAAUAGUAGUUUUAAAAAGUCAAUCUGUGUAAUUUAUGUGAAAUCUAACUGUAAUGAGGUCCUUUCUGUUUUUUAUAUGUAAACAGAUCUACUAAUCCUGUAUAAAAGUUAUUUUAUGAUGUU